Messenger RNA from Drosophila navojoa, 4130 nucleotides. RefSeq names its product Tousled-like kinase (gene Tlk). NCBI's taxonomy places the organism in Eukaryota, Metazoa, Arthropoda, Insecta, Diptera, Drosophilidae. Gene Ontology annotation, molecular function: protein serine/threonine kinase activity; ATP binding. Gene Ontology annotation, cellular component: nucleus. Gene Ontology annotation, biological process: intracellular signal transduction; chromosome segregation; peptidyl-serine phosphorylation. The record is from RefSeq and is a predicted model, not a curated record.
AGUAACGCCGCACGCAAACGCAGCCGCAGCACCAGCAACAACAACGGCAGCAAGAGAAGCGCCGGCAGCGGCGCCGCUGGUCGCAAGUUAACCAAGAGCAUGUCCGCCGGCGCUCAAUUGCAGAUGGCCCCACAGACCACAUCGACCCUAAGUCAUCAUCAUCCGAGCAGUCAAGCAGCACAGCAACAGCAGCAACAACAGCAGCAACAGCAGCCGCAGCCACAGCAGCAACAUUUUGCCAAUCAUCACAGUACGCAGGCGCAACAGCAACAGCAACUGUUGCCACAGCAGCUAACGCAGCAGCAGCACUUGCAGACGCACACGUUGCAUCUGCAGCAAGCGGCGGCGGCCGCAGCGGCAGCAGCAGCGGCAGCGUUAGCACAACAGCAACAGCAACAACAGCAGCAGCAGCAGCAACAGUCGCUGCAUCACAGUGCACUGCCGCCACAGCAUCCACAGCAGCUGCAACAUUUGCAUCCACAGCAUCCACACGCAGCGCUGCACCAGCAGCAGCAGCAACAACAGCCGCACGGCGCUGCUGGCGGACACAGCAGCAAUCCGGACUCGAAUAUGAGCACUGGUUCCUCGCACAGCGAAAAGGAUGUCAACGAUAUGCUAGGACUCGGCAGCCUCCAGCAGCAGCAGCAGCAGCUGAAUCCCGGAUUGCACUCGAACAACGGCGCCUCCAUGCUCGACAUGCUCAAUGUCCAGCAACAGCAGCAGCAGCAGCAGCAACAACAGCAGCAGCAGCAACUGAAUAGCACAGGGCCGGGCAGUGGACCCGGACCCGGACCUGGCCCCGGACCAGGACCAGGACCCGCCACCAAUGCCAGCGGGAAGCAGCCGCGCACGCCCGCAGAACGCAAACGGAAACGCAAAAUGCCCAACAAUGCGGACGAUACGGGCAACGGAGGAGGCGGCAGCAGCAGCGGCGGAAUUGUCAGCGGGUUGAAGGUGGGCAAGUCGCUGGCAUUCCGGGACAGCGCCAUGUCGAAGGCGGGCGGCGGCAGCCUUGCGCUGAGUCUGGGCGCCGAUCGCUGCGCCCUGCCCAGCGGCGGUGGUGGCAGCGGCGGGGGAUCGGGUAGUGUUAGUGGCUCCGGGGCGGGCGCUGGGGGCAAGAGCGCGCGCCUCCUGCUGCCGGGCGCAAGCGACAACAAGAAGAUCAACGAUUACUUCAACAAGCAGCAGCAGCAGUCCGGCGGCAACUCGAGUCUGCGGCCGCACACGGGCAGCAAAUCGCCGUCGUCGGCCACGCAGCAGCAGCAGCAGGUGCAGCAAGUGCAGCAGGUGCAGCAGCAGCAGGUGAACAGCCAGGUGCAGACGUCGAGCGCGUACUCCAUACACGGCUAUCAUUCAACUAGUCCACAGACGCAGUCCCAGCCCGGCCAGCAGCAGGUGCAGCAGGCGGGCGCCGACUUUCAUUUCGUUAGCUCGGCGCAGCGCCAGCAGCAGCAGCAGCAGCAACAACAACAGACUUCCAAUGCAAUGGUUCCUCAGCAGACGCAAAUGGGUGUGCCCAUGUCGCAUGUGGGCGUGGCGCACGGCGUACUCAAUGCCGCCGGUCUGGGCCUAGGCGUGGGCUCACAGGCGGCGCAGCAGCAGCAGCAGCAACAGCAACAACAGCAGCAGCAGCAACAGUUGCCCGUCACAACAUCGGCGGCCAGUGUGGCCGUGGUGCCCACGCAUCAGCAGCUGAGCACGCUCAGCACGCUGGGCACGCUCAAUGUGGGCGUUGGUGUCAAUGUGGGCGUGGUCGGCGGAUUACCACCGCCACCGCCACCGAUGCCGCUGUCAAUGCCAGCGGCCAUCAUGACGUACACGAAGAGCACCCAGACGGAGGUGUCGCAGCUGGAGCUGCAGGAGCGGGAGGCGGAGCACGAGUCGGGCAAGGUGAAGCUGGACGAGAUGACGCGGCUGUCGGACGAACAGAAGUGCCAGAUCAUGAGCCACCAGAAGUCGAUCGAGCAGCACAAGUCGCACAUCGCCAAGUGCAUCGAUGUGGUGAAGAAGCUGCUCAAGGAGAAGAGCAGCAUCGAGAAGAAGGAGGCGCGCCAGAAGUGCAUGCAGAAUCGCCUACGAUUGGGUCAGUUUGUGACGCAGCGCGUCGGCGCCACAUUCCAGGAGAACUGGACGGACGGCUAUGCGUUCCAGGAGCUCAGCCGGCGGCAGGAGGAGAUAACGGCCGAGCGCGAGGAGAUCGAUCGCCAGAAGAAGCAGCUGAUGAAGAAGCGCCCGGCCGAGUCUGGACGCAAGCGCAACAACAACAGCAACCAGCAGAACAACCAGCAUCAGCACCAGCACCAACACCAGCACCAGCAGCAGCAACAGCAGCAGAACUCCAACUCCAAUGACUCCUCCCAGCUGACGGAUCGGCUGGGCGGCAACGCCGGCGCCGGCAGCCUGGACAGCGGCAUCGCUGUCGGCAACGCGGCCGUCAACACGACUGGCGCCGGCGGCGUUGGCGCUGGCAGCGGCGCCGUUGUGGUCGUCUCCUGCGGCCGUGGUCUCUCCCGCUCCAAUUCGACGCAGGCGCAGCAGGCGCAACUGCUCCACAAUGGAGGCGGCGGCGCUGGCGGUGGCGUUGGCGGAGCUGGCGGUGCAGGCGGAUCCGGCGGCAAUGUCGGCAGCGGUGGUGGCGGCGGCGGCGGCGUCAGCGAUCGGUUAUCGGAUCGUGGCGGCGGCGGUGCCGGCGGUGCUGGCAGCGGAACUGGCGCAGGAGGCGGCGGCGGCGGUGGCGGCAUUGGCGGCAACGACAGCGGCAGCUGCUCCGACUCGGGCACGUUCCUCAAGCCGGAUCCGGUGUCGGGCGCGUACACGGCGCAGGAGUAUUACGAAUACGACGAGAUACUCAAGCUGCGACAGAACGCCCUCAAGAAGGAGGACGCCGACCUGCAGCUGGAGAUGGAGAAGCUCGAGCGCGAACGCAAUCUCCACAUACGCGAGCUCAAGCGCAUACUCAACGAAGAUCAGUCCCGCUUUAACAAUCAUCCCGUGCUGAACGAUCGCUAUCUGCUGCUGAUGCUGUUGGGCAAGGGCGGCUUCUCCGAGGUGCACAAGGCCUUUGACCUCAAGGAGCAACGCUAUGUCGCAUGUAAGGUGCACCAAUUAAACAAGGAUUGGAAGGAGGAUAAGAAAGCUAAUUAUAUCAAACACGCAUUGCGGGAGUACAACAUACACAAGGCGCUGGAUCAUCCGCGCGUGGUGAAGCUCUAUGAUGUCUUCGAGAUCGAUGCGAAUUCCUUUUGCACCGUGCUGGAGUAUUGUGAUGGACACGAUCUCGACUUUUAUCUGAAGCAGCAUAAGACUAUACCCGAGCGUGAGGCGCGCUCGAUCAUAAUGCAGGUUGUAUCUGCACUCAAGUAUCUAAAUGAGAUUAAACCGCCUGUCAUCCAUUACGAUCUGAAGCCGGGCAACAUUCUGUUGACCGAGGGCAAUGUCUGUGGCGAGAUCAAAAUCACCGACUUCGGUCUGUCCAAGGUGAUGGACGACGAGAACUACAAUCCGGAUCAUGGCAUGGAUCUGACAUCGCAGGGCGCGGGCACCUAUUGGUAUCUGCCGCCGGAAUGCUUUGUGGUUGGCAAGAAUCCACCGAAAAUCUCAUCGAAAGUGGACGUUUGGAGUGUGGGCGUGAUAUUCUAUCAGUGCUUAUAUGGAAAGAAGCCGUUCGGCCACAAUCAAUCGCAGGCCACAAUUCUCGAGGAGAAUACCAUACUGAAGGCCACCGAAGUGCAGUUCUCCAACAAGCCCACAGUGUCCAACGAGGCAAAGAGUUUCAUUCGGGGCUGUUUGGCCUAUCGCAAGGAGGAUCGCAUGGAUGUGUUUGCACUGGCCAGGCACGAGUAUAUACAGCCGCCCAUACCGAAGCACGGUCGGGGCUCGCUGAAUCAGCAGCAGGCGCAACAGCAGCAGCAACAACAGCAGCAGCAACAGCAACAACAGUCGUCCACGUCGCAGGCCAAUUCGGCGGGGCAAACCUCGUUCUCAGCCCACAUGUUUGGCAAUAUGAAUCAGUCCAGCUCGUCCUAGCUGCCAACUAAACGCAAUUCCAAUUCAUAAUUCGCCGCCGCAGCAGCAGCUGCUAGCCACCAGCAACAUCAACAGCAACAGCAACAACAACAACAGCAGCAACA